AUGUUUCUUACGCUGUUUGCCCUUGCUGUUGUCCGCUCUGCUUGUUCUGACGGACAUGACCUGAGCUGUAGUUUGCAGAAGAGGCCACCCGGGCUCCUGCGACUGGACACGGAGGAGCCUUCGCUUGAAGAGCCUUUUGCAGGGCCCGAGUCGCGGCCUGAUGAAGGGCCCUGGUCCACGCCGGGCGUGCGCUUCCAGGAAUGUGGCCGAAGGAAGAACCAGAGACGUGCGACGCUGUCAACGUUGCUCCAAACUGUGGCACUCGACCGAGGCCGCGAGAAGCCUUUGCGUGACCGGGUCAGGUGCCGGACCGGCCAGAUGCUGAUUGGCAACUUUGUGGGCAACCAGUACAGCUUCACUUGUUGCGAUGCUGGCCAGCAGUGCGGAGGCUGCCGCAAGAUUGUAAAUGGCGCCUGCCAAGAAUGCGCCGCUGGCUACGUCCACCAACAGAUCCCGCUUCUGAACGUAACGAAGUGCUUCUUGUGUGACGAUGUGCCUGGAUGGCAAGACGCCCACGGCCUCGGCUGUCGGGACUAUGAAUCCCAGGGUUUCUGCCACGGCUUCGUAGAGGCCGGCCACGAUGACCCCUUUCACGGAGUGCGGCCCAGUGAGGCCUGCUGCGCAUGUGGCGGGGGCAGCGUGCAAGCCACGCCCACUUCCAUGCCCUUCGCCCAGAAAUCCCUGGUGUAUGGGGAUGUCGUCGAUGAGUUCCCGGAGCCCCAAGCCUUGGGAAGUGAGCUCAGCAGCUGCAACCUUGCGCAGUGGGGCCUGCAUAUCUCGGGGUCCCCUGGGCGGAUUCAGGGCAACAUCUCAUCUCCCAGCCAGAGCAGCACGGAGAUCAAGUGCUCCUUGGUGCUGAUGCAAGAUCCCAUUCGAGGAAUCUCCGCGACAGUUAGCCUGAAGAUUCCGGUGGCCUCGUUCUCUUACGGACAGCAACUGCUGGUCUUCAAAUACUGGGGUUUGGAUCCGGAGCCAGCGACGAAGCCCUUUCCUCUCCACCAACAGACACUACCGCAGGGCCAGUUCUUGGAGAAUUUCCGGCUGCACUGCAACUGCCCGUGGCUUCGGAUGCUGCCGAACAGCGCGCUCGUGGCCGGACCGCUGCCGACGCCUCCGGAGGUGCAGGGGCCUUCCCUCUACGGCUCGGGUGUGCCCUCCUGCGCCUGCCAGGUUUCAGCAGAGCAGGUCCACUACCGCCGCGGCAGGCAGCGGCAGGUGGACGGCCAGGAAUCCACCAGCUUCACCGUGGCCCAGGCACGCCUUUGGAAAGCAGGUGCCUACAAGGUGCCAGUGCUUCAGGGCCGUGUCGGCGUGUCGCUGGAGGUCUCGCCGCUACAGGAGUAUCUCCCGGGCUUCAGCUGGUCCGAGGCUCCCGAGGAUCUGUCCCUGGAGUACCCCAUCCUGGAGAACAUCUCCUCGGGUGCUCGGUUCGCCGUCACGCCGGCCGUAGCCCCGGAGAUUCUGGACGUACAGUGCCGUGACGGCGGCGAUGCUACCUACGCCUGGUCCCGGAGCACCGGUGACAUCACCCGCGAGGGUAAGGAUUACGAGAGUCAGGUUGCCGCGAGAAGCGGCGUGGCACAGGCAGCUGAGAAGGGCGAGGACGAAGGCCCGUACGCGAGAGAAAAAAGGCUACGCGAGGCCGCGGCCGAGAACACUUACCUACGGGCCAGGCCAUCCGAAGAGAUGGCUCCGUGGGGCUGUGGUUGCGGCAACACCAACAAGGCAUCGGCAUUCUACUGUGCCUCUUGUGGCAGCAGGUGGGACGAGAUGACAUACAGUGGCCCUCGCCAGAACAAAGGCAAGGGCAAUGGAUGGCAAAAGGACCAGGGGUGGCAAGAUGGAGCAGCAUCACCACGUCGCUGGACUACACAGUCAUGGAGGACGAAGUCCCCCAGGCGCAGGAAUGGGCCCAAGAGCACUGGACGGGGUCGCGGCCAGGAGCAAACCAAGGGCAAGGGAGCUGGGAGCAAGGCUGGAAGCAGCGCGGACACUACAACUACUCCAGCCGCCCAUGCUUUCCGACUACCAGAACCUCCUGCGAGGCAAAGAUUGCCGGCUCCAGCCGGAGCACCGAAGGACGCCGAAGCACUGCCAGCAGCCUCAGGAGAUCGCCAGGCACUGGACAAGCUGCUACAGACGAUGAGGGCCAACGAGCAGGACCUCACGCCACAACUUCGGGAGCUCCUGGAGCAGCACAAGCACGAGGACGCCAAGGCCGAGGCGAGAAGCCUACACAGAGUUGUGACCUCGAAGGCCUCGGCCAAGAAGGAGCUUACCCGCUUGCGGGCAGCCAGAGCGAGCUAUUUGCAAGCUUGGACGGGCUAUCUGGACAAGGUGAUCGUCACCAUUCAGCAGCAGCUCGAGGAACACGACGCCACCAUGGCCGACUUCACACUGAAGGAAGGCCAGUGGGAACAGUCGCUGCAGGAAUCUGCGACGGCCCUGGCUCGCCUAGCAACGGAAGCGGACCAGAUCGAGACCAUCUCCGACGCCGAGGACGAUGCCAUGGAAGCUUCCGAGGCCAAGGUAGAAGCAUCAUGCCAGGCAGAGCUCCAGGCGCAACGCGUGGAGGAGCGCAGCAUUGCAGCCUCGACGCAAAGCCAGACCUUGCUGGCGGCACUUGCGGCAGCCAAAGCCAAUGCAGUCGAGGAUCAGCAGAAGGACCAGGCCAGGGAGCGCACGCCACGACGAGCCAAAGGUGCGGAUGGUGCAGCGAAGAAAGAGGGUGGCGAGUUGCCUACGACGAAGAAAGAUGGCAACGAGCUGCCCCCUGGCGGGGCCUCAUGA
Symbiodinium sp. CCMP2456 is the source of this 2790-nucleotide messenger RNA. Lineage: Eukaryota; Dinophyceae; Suessiales; Symbiodiniaceae. The record is from the annotation of a GenBank genome assembly.